GUUUUUGGACAUGUCUACGUCAGUUUUUAUUAAAUUAUGAAACUUAUUGUUCUUUUAAUGGCAAUGACAAUGAUUUUUCGGUUGACCAGUGCCGAAGACGAUGGUGAGGUUGGAAGGGAGAAAUUCACUAAAGCGUGUAUUGAUGAAAGAGAUUGCGAUAAUAGUGAAAUUAACAGUAAGCAGAAAAGUCUAAACAUCGCACAAAACGCCGCCAUGGAGGCUAAAGCCGCCCAGCAAGCUCAAGGCGUUGCCGCCGAGCAAGCCGCGCACCAAGUCAAACUGCAAUUGGCCGAGAAAGCCGAAGAAGCAGCAAAAACGGCGGAGGCCGCCUACUUGGGAAAGCAAAGUAUUGUGGACGAGAUUGAGCACGAGCUUAAGGAGGCUAAGGUGGUGGCGCAGGAGGAAACUACAAAUUUUCAUGAGGAAAAAAAGACAUUGGUCGCGGCAACUAAAGCUGCGCAGGCUGCCCAGGCCGAAUUAAAAUUGUUACAACAGGCUCUUAAGAUAGCUCAGAGUAAUGUGCAGAAUGCGGAGCAGGCGGCUAAAGGAGCCGAGAUUGAGGUUACCCAAAAGGAGAAGUUAAUCGCGGCCGCCAAAUCCAGAGUCAAUGAGCUUGAAAAUCAGUUAAAAGCGGCACAGGAGGAUCUAAUUGGAACUAAGCAAGCUGCAGAAAAAGCUAUUGCGGCGGCGAAAGAGGCGAAACAGGGUGCGGAACGUGCGAAGAGAAGAAUACAAUUUCGAGGAAGAUAAAUUGGUUUAACGUGUACGCUGAUGUUACUAUUGUCUGUAUUAUUUUGUAUAUCUUAUAGUAGGCUUAUACAAUAAGGAAAUAUAAGUGAAUUCAGUUAAAAUCAAGUUUCAAACCGGCUGGCCGAAAACAGGUAUUCUUAUAAUUGCUAAUGCACAAGUAGCAUUAGCAU
Photinus pyralis (common eastern firefly) is the source of this 920-nucleotide messenger RNA. Its product is annotated as tropomyosin-like. Bases 37 to 750 code for a protein of 237 amino acids. NCBI's taxonomy places the organism in Eukaryota, Metazoa, Arthropoda, Insecta, Coleoptera, Lampyridae. The record is from RefSeq and is a predicted model, not a curated record. The transcript has a single exon.